AUGGUCGAUACAACAACAGAAACAAUGGUUGAUACAACAACGGAAACAGCUGUUGAUACAACAACGAUGGUUGAUACAACAACGGAAACAGCUGUUGAUACAACAACGAUGGUUGAUACAACAACAGAAACAGCUGUUGAUACAACAACGGAAACAGCUGUUGAUACAACAACGAUGGUUGAUACAACAACGAUGAUCGAUACAACAACAGAAACAAUGGUUGAUACAACAACGGAAACAGCUGUUGAUACAACAACGAUGGUUGAUACAACAACUGAAACAAUGGUUGAUACAACAACGGAAACAGCUGUUGAUACAACAACAGAAACAAUGGUUGAUACAACAACUGAAACAGCUGUUGAUACAACAACGAUGGUUGAUACAACAACAGAAACAAUGGUUGAUACAAAAACAGAAACAGCUGUUGAUACAACUACGAUGGUUGAUUCAACAACUGAAACAAUAACUGAAACAGCUUUUGAUACAACAACUGAACCAGUGACUGAAACUACAACAAGUGAAAUAUUUGUUGACACAGUAUUCGAUACUACAACCGAGCCAGGGAUUGAUUCAACGACGGCCUCAUUUACAGACUCUACAACUGAAUCGGUAGUCGAUACAACAUCUGUGGCUGACACAACUACAACGUCAGAUGUUACUACAGAAACAGCUGUGGAUUCAACUACCAUGUUUGACACAACGACUGCCGUAGACUGCUCAAUCUGUUGCGGUUCAUCGAAUAAUCAGCAAGGAAAUGGCAACACGAACAAUCAAGGAGCGGGUUCAACAAAUAAUCAAAAUGGAGAUGGUAACACAAACAAUCAGCUGAACUGCGCAGCUUGUUCCUGUUCCACAAUACCAGAAGAAACAACAACAUUUGCUGUGACGUUCGAGAGCACGACCGCUGCUGACUCAACUACAACGUCAGAUGCUAUAACAGAAACAGCUGUGGAUUCAACUACCAUGUUCGACACAACGACUGCCGUAGACUGCUCAAUCUGUUGCGGUUCUUCGAAUAAUCAGCAAGGAAAUGGCAACACGAACAAUCAAGGAGCGGGUUCAACAAAUAAUCAAAAUGGAGAUGGUAACACAAACAACCAGCUGAACUGCGCAGCUUGUACCUGUACCACUACAGUUGCUUCGUCAACAACAGAAGGAACGACAUUAGAAGUGACGUUUGAGAGCACGACUGCUGCUGACUCAACUACAACGUCAGAUGCUACAACAGAAACAACUGUGGAUUCAACUACUGUGUUUGACACAACGACCGCUGUAGACUGCGCGGUCUGUUGCGGUUCUUCGAAUAAUCAGCAAGGAAAUGGCAACACGAACACUCAAGGAGCUGGUUCAACAAAUAACCAAAAUGGAGAUGGUAACACAAACAAUCAGCUGAACUGCGCAGCUUGUACCUGUUCAACGACAAUUGAUACGACGACACCACAAGAAACGACUUUAGAAGUGACGUUCGAGAGCACGACUGCUGCUGACACAACUACAACGUCAGAUGUUACUACAGAAACAGCUAUGGAUUCAACUACCAUGUUUGACACAACUACUGCUGUAGACUGCUCGCUCUGUUGCGGAUCAUCGAAUAAUCAGCAAGGAAACGGUAACACGAACACUCAAGGAGGGGGUUCAACAAAUACACAACAAGGAAAUGGUAACACCAACACUCAGCUGAACUGCGCAGCUUGUGCCUGUUCCACGAUACCAGAAGAAACAACAACAUUUGCUGUGACGUUCGAGAGCACAACAACUGUGGAUUCAACGACUGCUAUGGAUACAACCACUGUAUCGGGUUCAACGACUUUAGAGUCUACAACGACAAACGAACCAACAACCGACACGACAGUGAAACCGCAAACGGACACUGGAACCAUGUCGGGUACCGACGGAACAACGGCUGAUGGAACAACCGAAACAACUCUUGAGACAACUACUGGUACACCAACUGAUACUACUGAAAUGACAACUGAAACUCUCGCUGACUCAACCACAGCCUUAGAUGUUACUACAGAAACAAUUGUGGAUUCCACCACUAUGUUUGAAACUACGACUGCUGUUGACUGCUCGCUCUGCUGUGGCAACGAUACUAUCAUCAUUAUUGGCAACAACAACCAAGUCAAUACAGGCUCAUCUAGCACUCAAAGCGGGGCCGGUAAUACAAAUACCCAAGGAACGGGUUCUACUAAUACGCAAACCGGAAAUGGCAACACAAAUACCCAAGGAACGAGUUCAACAAAUACGCAAAACGGAAAUGGAAACACAAACACGCAAGGAACAGGAACAACAAAUACGCAAAGCGGAAAUGGUAACACGAACACACAAAACUGCGCAGCCUGUACCUGUACCACGACGAUUGCUCAAACUACACCAGAAACAACAAGUACGGUUGUUACAG
Molecule: messenger RNA, 2401 nt
Organism: Uranotaenia lowii
Lineage: Eukaryota; Metazoa; Arthropoda; Insecta; Diptera; Culicidae
Exons: 8
Source: RefSeq, a predicted model, not a curated record